CCAUAGCACCGAGCUACAUCAUUCACAAAUAACUAACACCCAUCAGCAACAAUGGCAUCCUCUUGUCUCCUUCUGGCCUGUGUCGUGGCAGCGGCCAUGGUGUCUGCAGUGUCAUGUGGGCCGCCCAAGGUGCCGCCUGGCCCCAACAUCACUGCGGCCUACGGCAAACAGUGGCUGGAAGCUAGGGGUACCUGGUACGGCAAGCCAAAGGGUGCCGGCCCCGACGACAACGGCGGCGCUUGUGGGUACAAGGACAUUGACAAGGCUCCCUUCCUCGGCAUGAACUCAUGUGGCAAUGACCCUAUCUUCAAGGAUGGCAAGGGCUGCGGCUCCUGCUUUGAGGUCAAGUGUUCCAAGCCAGAGGCCUGCUCCGACAAGCCCGUCAUCAUCCACAUCACCGACAUGAACACUGAGCCUAUCGCCGCCUACCACUUCGACCUCUCCGGCCAUGCUUUUGGUGCCAUGGCUAAGGAAGGCAAGGAUGAGGAACUCCGCAAGGCGGGAAUUAUCGAUAUGCAGUUUCGUCGCGUCCGCUGCAAGUACCCUGGUGAGACUAAGGUCACCUUCCACGUUGAGAAGGGCUCCAACCCCAACUACUUUGCAGUGCUUGUCAAGUACGUCGGUGGUGACGGUGAUGUCGUGAAGGUGGAACUUAAGGAGAAAGGCUCUGAGGAGUGGAAGCCACUCAACGAGUCAUGGGGUGCUAUCUGGAGGAUAGACACUCCCAAGCCACUCAAGGGCCCCUUCUCCCUCCGUGUCACCACCGAGUCUGACCAGAAGCUUGUCGCCAACGACGUCAUCCCCGAUAAUUGGAAGGCCAACGCUCUCUACAAAUCAGAGAUCCAAGUCGACUAAGCCUGCAUGGAAUUCUUCCGUUGUCUAGCUACCUAUGCACACAGGGGACGGAAAAAAAUGUAUUUUAAAUUUAAAAAAUAGAGCUAGGUUUGUGGAGUGAGCAGAAAGUCUAUCGGUCUAUGGUGUCUGCUCUCCUACCUGGGCCCAUGAUCGAGUCUUCAAUUCUCGAUCAGAAAAUUUUGAUAUUAAAUUAUUUGACGCUUUCAAUUCUAAGGGAUUGUCAACGUGAAAUUCAAUUCCUUAAAAAUAAUAGGGAGUAUCUAAAAAACUGUUACAAGUUUUUUUAGUGAAACUACACUACAACUGCACUGUAACAACACUGUAACUACACUAUAACUAUGAUAUAACUUAUAUAAAACUUGUAUUCAAUUA
Messenger RNA from Oryza sativa Japonica Group (Japanese rice), 1227 nucleotides. Lineage: Eukaryota; Viridiplantae; Streptophyta; Magnoliopsida; Poales; Poaceae. The record is from RefSeq and is a predicted model, not a curated record.